Molecule: messenger RNA, 2048 nt
Organism: Dendrobium catenatum
Lineage: Eukaryota; Viridiplantae; Streptophyta; Magnoliopsida; Asparagales; Orchidaceae
Product: pentatricopeptide repeat-containing protein At2g29760, chloroplastic
Exons: 2
Coding region: 22-2025 (667 amino acids)
Biological process (GO): RNA modification
Molecular function (GO): zinc ion binding; RNA binding; protein binding
Source: RefSeq, a predicted model, not a curated record
GCCGCCUCCAUCAAAAUCUGCAUGCCAAUCAUCCAUCUCCUUCCCCUUCUUCAAUCAUUCCGCUCCACCACCCACCUGAAACAAGCGCACGCCCGUCUCGUCAAGCUCGACCCCUUCCCUUUCGACGGCCGCGCUGCCGCUCAUCUUUUCUCUGUCUACUUCCGGUCACCUUACCUCGAUCUCUCCUAUGCCUAUAACAUCCUCGCCGCCCUCCACUGCCCAGCCCCCUUUCACUGGAACUCUCUCAUCCACUCCAUCUCAGCCAGCAAAUCCCCCGCUCAAGCCCUCUCCCUCUUCCGCUCCAUGCUUCACCGAGGCCUCAAGCCCAACAACCACACAUUCCCAUGUCUCCUCAAGUCCUGCCCUUCCCUCCUCCAUCUCGCAAUGAUCCAUGCCCAUGUCGUCCAGGCUGGCCUCGACGCCGACCCCUACAUACAAAGCGCUCUCAUUCACAUGUACUCUGCCAAGGAUCUGAUCGCGGCCCGCCGGGUGUUCAACGCCUGCUCGAAGGCGCAGACUUUCUGCUGGAACGCCAUGAUCGAUGGGUUCAUCAAGAACGGAGAGCUAGACCUCGCACGUGCGGUAUUCGACCGCAUGGAAUCCCGGGACGUAAUUUCUUGGAACACAAUGAUAAAUGGCUACGCCAUUCUUGGUUAUUUGGAUCAAGCAAAGCAGCUGUUUGCUGAAAUGCCACAAAGAAACGUCGUGUCCUGGAACUGCUUGCUUGCAGGGUAUGCUAAAUGUGGGGAAGUUGAUGGUGCUCGCAGGACCUUUGAAGAAAUGCCGAGCCGUGAUGUGAUCUCAUGGAAUGCAAUGCUCUCUUGCUAUUCGCAGAAUGGGCAUUCAGUGGAAGCCUUAGUCUUGUUCAAUCAAAUGCAAUGUGCCGGUUUAAAACCAACUGAAGCCACCCUUGUGAGCUUGUUAUCUGCUUGCUCUCACAUUGGGGCGUUGGCUCAAGGCGAGCGCAUCCAUGCAUUCAUUAAAAACAAUGGGGUUGAGCUCGACACCAUCCUCAGCACCGCGCUAGUUGACAUGUACGCCAAGUGCGGUAGAAUAGCAGAAGCAUCCAAAAUUUUUCAUUCUAUCAAACAUAAAGAUGUUCUUGCUUGGAAUUCCAUCAUUUCAGGCUUAGCAAUCCAUGGGCUUGUUGAAGAAGCUCUUAGCCUCUUCGACGAGAUGGUGAAAAGCUUUGCCAGACCAGAUGACAUUACAUUUGUAGCUGUGCUCAGCGCUUGCAGCCAUGCGGGAAUGGUGGAAGAAGGCCGUCGGCUACUCACUAGCAUGAAGGGAUGUUAUGGAGUUGAUCCAAAGGUUGAGCAUUAUGGAUGCAUCAUCGAUAUGUUGGCUCGUGCUGGAUUGUUAGAGGAAGCUAUGGAGUUAACUCGAGUAAUGCCGAUGCAACCCAAUGCGCAGGCAUGGGGAGCAUUGCUUGGUGGUUGCAGGAUCCACCACAAUAGCGAUGUAGCUGAGGAAGUGGGAAAGCAGCUUCUAGACCUUCAACCAAAGCACAGUGGCAGAUACAUCCUCCUCUCCAAUAUCUAUGCCACAGCAAAUAGAUGGGAGGAAGCCAAGACGCUGAGAAACAUGAUGGCUGACCAGAGGGUUGCGAAGAAUCCAGGAAUGAGUAUAAUAGAGCUCGAAGGUAUCAUGAAUCAAUUCAUGGCUGGGGACCGAUCUCACCCUCAAACAGAGGACAUCUACAAGAAACUCUCUGAGAUUUCAGAACGUUUGAGAGCUGAAACAGAAUACUUACCGGACACGAAGCAGGUUUUGGUGGACAUAGAGGAGGAGGAGAAGGAGCAAAUUCUCUCUGUUCACAGCGAGAAAUUGGCCAUUGCAUUUGGUCUGCUUCAUACAAGUCCUGGAGACGCCAUUAGAGUUGUUAAGAACCUUCGAGUUUGUAUAGAUUGUCACACUGUGUCAAAGCUCAUCUCAAGACUUUAUAGUAGAGAGAUUGUAAUGAGGGAUCGGAGCAGAUUUCAUCUGUUCAGGGAAGGUGCCUGCUCUUGUAGGGACUAUUGGUGAACAGAUUUAUUUUACUUUUAGCU